AUGACGGCUCGUGCCGUCCGGGCCGUGCUGGCAGCCUUGUUGGUAGCGUACUCAGCGGCUGCAGUCGACUUUUGCCCGGUGCUUCACGCGAGGGCCGCGUUCGCGGUUUCUGGUCUCUGCCGCGCCCGCUCUGGCAGGCGCUGUGCCGCGCUGACGCUGAUUGACGACGGCGGCUGCUCGCUCGCCCUCAACGCGAAGGCUGCCUUUGCCGCCUCAGCGAUGGCGACGGUGCUGCUCCAUCCGAUCGACACGCUCAAGACGCGGCUGCAGUCGGACGCAUACACUGUGUCGCCCGCUCGCGCUCCGGUCCUCCGACGCCGGCGUCCCGCACCGGACGAGCCGGCGCGGCCGCGACUGAUGACGGGCCUGUACACGGGCCUGCCCGCGAACGUGCUUAAGGAGGCGCCCGACGCCGCGGUCUUUCUGAUGGUCUCCGAGGAGCUCAGCCGCACCCUCGCCUACUCCUCGCCGUGGUUUGCGAGCCACCUGGCGGCGGUCGCAGAUGCCAAAGACCGUAUGGGUUCAGACACAUGCUCCCUGCGAACGCUUGAGAAGUCACACGAACACACGGUGCCGAGAGUAACCGCGCCGGGGACGCUCACCCUCAUGCUGAGCGGCGCCGUCGGAGACGCGGCUGGCUCGGUACUGUGCAAGCGGCUUCAGACCGCGAGCGGCGCGGGCGGCGAGGAGGGGGGGCUUGGGCUGGGAGGGUGGCACCGCGCGCUCGCCGACAUUGACACAGAGCUGCAAGUCGCGGCGUACGCAGAGGCAAAGCAGCGGCUGCAAGAGGCCGCCCUUCGCUUGCACGAGCUCGGCAGCGACCUCGGCUCUUGGAGCCAGCGAGCGAACGCCGCCCGAUGUUCGGGAGUCAGCGAGCUCGCCGCCGACGCGGUGGCGCCGCUGCCCCCGCCGCCGGCAAACUCCCGCUCGGCUGGCGUGGACCUAGUGCGAGAGCAAGGCGCGUGCACGCUGCUACGCGGGAUCACGUGUCGCACGCUCUACUACGCGCCGCUGAUCGGCGUCUUCUUCGGCCUGUACGAGCACUUUCGUCGCGUCUUGAGCUGAGGCGGACCGGAGGCGCCAGCGGGGGCGGAGAGCGGGAAGUCGAGCGGGAAGGGCGUCGAUUGCGUCGGGGUGGGGCUGUGCAGAGCUCUGACCUCUGUGGCUUGUGAGGAAGGACUUGAGUGACGGACUGACAGCAGCAACUUGAGUGAUUCGUUGUUUGCGAGAGGCUUUCAGGACCGGAGAAGAAGUGUCACGCUACCAAAA
This is a messenger RNA of Emiliania huxleyi CCMP1516, 1269 nucleotides long. RefSeq lists its product as hypothetical. Bases 1 to 1065 code for a protein of 354 amino acids. Gene Ontology annotation, molecular function: S-adenosyl-L-methionine transmembrane transporter activity. Gene Ontology annotation, cellular component: mitochondrial inner membrane. NCBI's taxonomy places the organism in Eukaryota, Haptophyta, Isochrysidales, Noelaerhabdaceae. The transcript has 9 exons. The record is from RefSeq and is a predicted model, not a curated record.